AGUACCUCGUAUUUGCAUUACUGUCGCGCCUCUCACUUCUCUACACAUCUUCCUGGUUCCGCAGGCAGCUGGCCGUAGGCAUUUAAAUCUAUCGCCAGCUGGUUGUGAAGCCGUUCCACCUUCGCUUCCCACCAUCACACUCAUCAUGUCGACGCCGCCAGAACCCCCGCCAACCUACGACCAGGCCACAGGUUCGUCCGGCACAGCAUCCUCCAAACCCCAGAAAUCAUCCCACCUAGAAGUUCCCUCUGCCAAAAAUGGGAUUCCCACGGAAGCCCGUCGCUCUAUGGAGGACCUCCAAAGACCUCUGCCCGAAGGAUGGGUAAGACAGUACGAUCCCAAGGAGAAUCACCAAUUCUUCGUAAACACCAAAGUCGACCCACCAAAGUCCUACUGGGAACAUCCUCUAGAUAUCCCCGAAGUAUUGAAGAGUUUGAGCACAGAAGAACGCGAAAGGCUGCAAGAGGAAGAGGACAGGUUGAGAAAACAGGCAGCGCAUUCCGCGGACCACUCUGAAGAUGAACAUUACCCCCCAGAACUCCCCGCCCGUCCAUCCUCCUCACAACAGGCCGGCCAAAAGAAGAGCCUGGGAGAGAAACUCAAGGAUAAAGUCACCGGCACAACGCACGACGAGCGUGUGCGCAGUCGCGCGCAGCGAGCGGAAGAAGAGAGACAAUACUACGAGGCACAUAUGAAGCUACGGCAAGCAAUGCAGAGAGCACAAGUGACUGGUCAGCCUCAAUUCUUCGCGAAGGAUAGAGACGGCAAGAACGUCUACGUUGAGCCUCCCGGGGGACCUGGCUAUGGAUAUGGUGGAUAUGGGCAAGGCGGCUAUGGCGUCAACCCUUAUGCAGCCGGACCGUACGCCGACCCCAACGCCCGAUUUAUUCGACCAGGCUACCCGUAUAAUCGUCCAUAUGGUGCUUAUCCAGGCGGAGGUUAUGGGUUACCGAUUGCGGGAGGUCUGCUUGGAGGGCUGCUGCUCGGUGGGUUGUUGUUCUAGGCCUGCUUCAAGAAUUCAUGAAUGCGAUUCUGGAGGGCUUGCUGGCUAUUGACACCGGCCGAAAUGGGGUUUAUGAGUUUCAGGGCUGUUUUUUCACGUUGAUAUCCUCCUUAGCACUGUUUCAUGCUUGAUACCAUUGAACGACCGUUAUCCCAUACAUUAUCUCAGUGGCAUGUGCUCUACCUUCCAAACCUGCAUUUUUGCUCUUCCAUCUUAGCCUCUUAUUCGUCCUCUGAAUUCUUCAGUAUCCG
Molecule: messenger RNA, 1254 nt
Organism: Cladophialophora immunda
Lineage: Eukaryota; Fungi; Ascomycota; Eurotiomycetes; Chaetothyriales; Herpotrichiellaceae
Exons: 1
Coding region: 146-1003 (285 amino acids)
Molecular function (GO): protein binding
Source: RefSeq, a predicted model, not a curated record